AUGUCCGCCUCAGACAUCCCACGGGUGGCCAACAUCCCCGAGUUCUCUACUACGGUCGAUGUUCGUGUUAUUGAUACAAACACGACCGUUCACCUCAAUCCCGAACUGUUCUGGCGGCCUAAGGUCGACGGAUUCACUGGCCUACACGCACCGAUAUACUGUUUCCUCGUCUCCAACAACAGAACUGGCGAGCAUGUAGUCUUUGACCUCGGCACGCGGCCUGACUGGCGCAACUAUGCCCCCAAGACGGUCGCCCUGAUAUCUGCCACAACGGUCGUAACCCCAGGAACUGACGUGUCCACCAUGUUGGACGAGGCGGCAGACAGCGGCCAUACCAAUGUUCGUAGCACCGAUAUCGCGGCCGUCAUCUGGUCACACAAUCACUUCGACCACAUCGGCGACGUGACGCGCUUUCCCAAAAGUACGGCGCUGGUAGUCGGCCCCGGCGUUCGCGCCGUGACGUGGCCGGGCUGGCCUACGCGCGCGGACGCCAUCGUCCUCGACGCAGAUAUCGAGGGCCGUGCGGUGGUCGAGGUAGCCUUUGACAAAGGUCUCAAGAUUGGGCGGUUUGAUGCUUUGGACUAUUUUGGCGACGGGUCCUUCUACCUCCUCGAUGGGCCGGGCCAUGCCGUGGGGCAUCUUUGCGCCUUGGCACGCACAACUGCCGCUCACGAGGAGGGGGGAUCGUCAUUUGUGUUUAUGGGGGCCGAUGCGUGUCACCAUGUCGGUGUUUUACGGCCAAGCGCGGAUUAUCCACUGCCAUCUGGCGAGAAGCUGCAGCAGUUCCUGGGCGAGGAUGCGGCGCUUUGUCCCGGUCUCCUCCUGGAUUCGUGCCUCUCCAGCAAAUCAGACCCUUUUUUCCAGGUGGCGGCUCCAAGUGUCAUCUUCCCAGACAAGGAUGCGUCCUUUGAUACUGUUAGUAAGAUACAGCAGCUGGAUGGGCUGGAAAGUGUCGGUGCAGAUUAG
Molecule: messenger RNA, 966 nt
Organism: Colletotrichum orchidophilum
Lineage: Eukaryota; Fungi; Ascomycota; Sordariomycetes; Glomerellales; Glomerellaceae
Product: metallo-beta-lactamase superfamily protein
Exons: 3
Coding region: 1-966 (321 amino acids)
Source: RefSeq, a predicted model, not a curated record